Molecule: messenger RNA, 999 nt
Organism: Papilio machaon (common yellow swallowtail)
Lineage: Eukaryota; Metazoa; Arthropoda; Insecta; Lepidoptera; Papilionidae
Exons: 5
Coding region: 125-937 (270 amino acids)
Source: RefSeq, a predicted model, not a curated record
CUAAAUUUUAGUGGAAAAAGGUAACAAGUGUUUAUCACUACUUUCGCAAUUUUGUAUACUUUUCUGAAAAUACUGAUGAGGUAAUAAUGUGAAAUAGAGAUAUUUAAUUAAGGACUAAGUGAAAAUGCCUGAAAAUGAAGGAGGUGUCUUUUUUAACUUGCAAACUUUACUAAAUCAAGAUUAUCGCGGCGUAAACAUAGCGGUAUAUGCGCUUGCAACUGCGUCUUUGGCAUUUUCAAUACAUAAAAUCCGUCCGGUAAGCAAGUUCUCAAAAGCCUCCAAAGUUCCUGAUCAUUUUAUAAAGAAUCAUGAGACGUUGAAAGGAGUGUACACGGGUGUCCAACAUUCGCCUGUUCGUCUCCUUAUAAACCACAGAGCACCAAUUUACUUACCCCUAUGGCAUUCCAGUAAACCACCAAUCCCAGUCAAGUUAUGGGGUGUGAACAUUGUGAGUGGAAAUGCUGUCAACUGGCUGGAGUGUGUGGCCAAAGGACAGAAAGUUACUCUCAAACCAAUGGGAAGAGACAAGGAGGAUUUAGUUUCAACAGUUCUAUUGCAUUUACCACAGGCUGGGACAAAAUCAAUGGAGACAUUAGAUAUUGGACAAAAAUUAGUUGAACUCGGCUUUGCCCAGGCCUCAGUUCCUCAGCCUAUUAAGAAGAAAAGUCUGGAAUCACAACUAGCGCCCGCAAUUAUAUCGGCGGAAUCAUGUGCAAAGAAAUACCGAAAUGGUGUUUGGUCUGACAAACUUCCACCAAUACCGUUCUAUGUAACUUACUGGAGGAAAGGUUCACAAAUGACAAUAAAUGCUCUCAUUAUAACUGCCAAUAAAUUUGUACAAUUUUUGACUUUUGCCCUUAAAAGUAUUUUAAUUGGCACCAAAAAUUUGGCACUACGACCAUUUAGAUCCCAAAACAAAUCAAUUCAAGCUACAUAGUUAUUAAAAUGUUCUAUUUGUUAUUUAAAUAUUUCUGGUUUAUAAGAAAAAUAUGGAAUCUU